Messenger RNA from Lactuca saligna, 1419 nucleotides. NCBI's taxonomy places the organism in Eukaryota, Viridiplantae, Streptophyta, Magnoliopsida, Asterales, Asteraceae. The record is from the annotation of a GenBank genome assembly.
AUGGCAUCUAUGACGGUGGUUCUGUAUCCUUCUCCGGGAAUCGGCCACCUGGUUUCCAUGGUGGAGCUCGGAAAGCUCAUUCACACCCACCACCCUUUAUUCUCUAUCCUCAUCCUCAUAACUCCGGCACCUUUUGAAACCGGUUCCACCGAAAAAUACAUCAAAACCGUCUCUGCCACCAUCCCUUCCAUCAUGUUCCACCACCUCCCCACUAUCGCUAUUCCAGCAGACUUGUCGUCUGAUUUCGUCGCACUUAAUUUCGCGAUCCCACAGCUUUACAACCCAAUUUUCCACAACACACUCGUAGCCAUCUCGGAGAAAUCCACCGUCAAAGCUGUGAUCCUUGAUUUCUUUACCAACGCUGCUUUCCAAGUCGCUAGAAGCCUCCAGUUACCAACUUACUACUUCUAUACCGGCGGCGCUUCCGGUCUCUGUGUGUUCUUAUAUAUGCCCACCAUCAACAACAUCUCUUCUGAUUCUAUUAAAGAUCAAAAUAUUUACUUUGAUAUUCCUGGAGUGCCUCCUAUCCAUUCCUCCCAUUUUCCAGCAGCUGUGGUUGAUAAAAAAGGUAAAGCAUAUGAGAACUUCAUAAACACUGCCAGAAACAUGGCAGAAUCCUCCGGCAUCAUUGCAAACACCUUUGUUGGGUUCGAAGAAAGAGCUGUUGCCAGUCUCCGGGAUGGUAAUUGCAUCUCCGAUGGUCCAACUCCGCCUAUUUAUUUCAUCGGACCUUUGAUCGCCGGUGGAAAUCAUGUGGAUCCUAGCGAAAACGAGUGCUUAAAAUGGUUGGACUCACAACCGAGUAAAAGUGUAGUGUUUUUAUGCUUUGGGAGUUUGGGUGUUUUUAAGAAAGAGCAGUUGAAGGAAAUAGCGAUUGGGUUGGAGAGAAGCGAGCAAAGAUUUUUGUGGGUGGUGCGAGAUCCGCCACCAGAUGAAGAAAACGAGUCGAAUUCCGGUGGUGGUAAAGAGCUCGAUCUUGAUGCUAUUCUUCCUGAAGGGUUUUUAGCAAGGACAGCGGGUAAGGGACUGGUGGUGAAAAAUUGGGCACCUCAACCGGCGAUACUUGGUCAUGACUCCGUGGGUGGAUUUGCGAGUCACUGUGGGUGGAACUCGGUGCUUGAAGCGGUGGCAGCUGGGGUGCCAAUGGUCGCAUGGCCAUUGUAUGCGGAGCAGAAUAUGAAUCGGGUGUAUUUGGUGGAAGAAAUGAAGGUGGCACUGGCGGUGGAUAUGUCGUCGGAUGGGUUUGUCACGGCGACGGCUGUGGAGGAAAAGGUGAAGGAGUUGAUGGAGGGUGAAGAAGGGAGAGUGGUGAGGGAACAGAUAUUAGAGAUGAGUGAAAGGGCAAAAGCUGCGACGGAGGACGGUGGCUCCUCCCGAGUUGAGUUCUCUAAAUUAACCAAUUCUUGGACCCCCCUGUAG